Nanorana parkeri is the source of this 932-nucleotide messenger RNA. RefSeq names its product immediate early response 5 (gene IER5). The record is from RefSeq and is a predicted model, not a curated record. The transcript is spliced from 3 exons. The coding region runs from base 1 to 717 and encodes 238 amino acids. Lineage: Eukaryota; Metazoa; Chordata; Amphibia; Anura; Dicroglossidae.
AUGCAGUGGUGGAUUGACGGAGCACAGCAGGACAACGCUGGAUUCGUUGGGCAUGUGACUAUGUUAAUUGUGGAUAACCCCAGUGCCACUGUUCUCGGCUGCUUUGGGGGCCUGUUACACAACAGAUCAGCAACGCUGGGCAACGAAGCCGCCGUCGCUCCAUCAUCCAGCCCCCCCGCACUCUACAAGAUGCAACGCGAAGCCGACACGGCCCAUGAGGCCGAGAGUCACCCCGGGCUGGGUUUCCGCCUAGAAGCGCACCGCAUCGUCAGCAUCUCGCUGGGGAAGAUCUACCAUUCCCGGGUGCAGCGUGGCGGCAUUAAGCUGCACAAGAACCUCAUGGUGUCCCUGUGUCCGAGCCUUGAAGCCGAGGCCAGCCACCCCGAUCCCCCGAGCCCGUGCUGCAGGAAGAGGAGCGGGGGCAGCGCGCCGGAUGGGCCGGCCAUGAAGCGAGCCAGGCGGGAACAGAGAGAGCAGGAGGUGCCGGAGCCGGCAGAGGAGGCCGAGGAGGAGAUGGAGACGGAGAAUGUGGCCAACCUCAUCAGCAUCUUCGGCUCCAGCUUCUCGGGACUUCUCACUAAGGAGCCGGGGACAGAGGAGGGCCAGGAGCCCGCACAGGAGGUGCAGGAGCUGGACUCCCCAGCAGGACAAAGCUGCAGUGAACCUGCCAUCAGCUCCAGCAUCACACCGUGGAGCACGGCCAUAGAAGCCUUUUGAUGGCUGAUGAGAGCAAGGACUGGACUUUGACCCACCUUCCUAGAGACACUAGGGGGAGCUACAGAGCGUUGUCUGCCCAGAGGGUCUCCCUCCUGGUGGGAGAAGAUCGCCAGAGCUGGCCUGACCCGGAGCCAUGUCGUUAUCGUGUUUUUCUAUGUUUGUGGGUUGGAUGCCUGUUAGUCUGCAUUAAGACAUUUCGGAUCUGUAGGGGCGUU